Molecule: messenger RNA, 1877 nt
Organism: Populus trichocarpa (black cottonwood)
Lineage: Eukaryota; Viridiplantae; Streptophyta; Magnoliopsida; Malpighiales; Salicaceae
Product: sugar transport protein 5
Exons: 5
Coding region: 155-1681 (508 amino acids)
Biological process (GO): monosaccharide transmembrane transport
Cellular component (GO): membrane
Molecular function (GO): monosaccharide transmembrane transporter activity
Source: RefSeq, a predicted model, not a curated record
CGUAGCUGGAUGCUGAGUUGCCUUCGGACUAAUUAAGCUCUCUCUCCCUUGACCUCAGUAGGUGCUCCUACUAUUUAAGCACUUUCUCUCGACUUAAACAGGUGCUCCUCCCUUGUUAAUUUGGACUCCGAGGAGCAGUUAAUCAAAGGAGGAAAUGACCGGAGGAGGUUUUGUUGCCAAUGGACCUGCCAGUGGCUUUAACGGUAAGAUAACUGUGCCGGUGGUGAUCACUUGCAUCGUUGCUGCAUCAAGUGGUCUCAUUUUCGGCUAUGACAUUGGGAUUUCAGGAGGUGUAACAACAAUGGCACCAUUUCUAAUUAAAUUUUUCCCUGAGGUAUUCAGAAAGGCAACAAAGGUCAAAACAAACAUGUAUUGUCAAUUUGAUAGCCAACUUUUAACAGCAUUCACAUCAUCACUCUACAUAGCAGGGCUAGCUUCUUCCCUUGUAGCUAGCCGCCUCACUGCAGCAGUGGGCCGCAAGAACAUCAUGGUGAUUGGUGGCUGCACUUUCCUUGCCGGUGCCGCCAUCAAUGGUGGCGCUGCCAAUAUUGCCAUGCUCCUACUUGGUCGUAUUUUGCUUGGAUUUGGGGUUGGUUUCACUAACCAGGCAACUCCUGUUUACCUAUCAGAGGUAGCACCUCCAAAAUGGCGUGGUGCGUUCAGCACUGGCUUCCAGUUUUUUAUUGGCGUUGGGGUAGUAGCAGCCAAUUGCAUAAAUUUUGGAAUGGCGAAGCAUAGCUGGGGGUGGCGUUUCUCCCUCGGCCUCGCCGUUGUACCCGCUGCUAUAAUGACAAUUGGUGCGCUCUUCAUCUCAGACACGCCAAGUAGCCUAGUGGAGCGUGGCAAGGUUGAACAAGCUCGACAAUCUCUGACCAAAGUUCGAGGAAUCAACAGUAACGUGGAUGCUGAACUAGCUGAUCUUCUUAAGUUCAAUGAAAUGGCAAAAGAUGCCAAAAAGGAACCUUUUUUGACCAUAUUGGAGAGGCAGUAUAGGCCUCACCUGGUGAUGUCAAUUGCUAUACCUUUUUUCCAACAGCUAACUGGGAUUAACAUCAUUGCAUUCUACGCGCCAGUUAUUUUUCAAUCAGUUGGCUUUGGAAGCGAUUCGGCAUUAAUUGCAGCUAUUGUGCUAGGAUUAGUUAAUCUUGGUUCAAUCCUUGUGUCCACGGGGAUGGUUGAUCGGCAUGGUCGAAGAUUUUUGUUCAUAAUUGGAGGGAUUCAAAUGUUCAUCUGUCAGGUUGCGGUGACCAUAGUGCUGGCUGUCACUACGGGCAUUUCAGGCACGAAGCAGAUCUCCAAGGGCCACGGCGUAUUAUUACUUGUUUUAAUGUGCAUCUAUGCUGCUGGUUUUGGUUGGUCUUGGGGUCCCCUAAGCUGGCUCGUGCCAAGUGAAAUAUUUCCUAUGAAAAUUCGAUCCACAGGCCAAAGCAUAACUGUUGGUGUGAAUUUUGCUACUACAUUUGUGCUAUCACAAACCUUUUUGACCAUGCUAUGUCACUUCAAAUUUGGCACAUUCCUGUUCUAUGCUGGUUGGAUUGCCUUGAUGACAGUUUUUAUAGUACUUUUCUUGCCGGAGACAAAAGGAAUUCCCUUGGACUCGAUGCAUGAAGUGUGGCAACGUCACUGGUAUUGGGGUCGGUUUGUUCGAGGCAGUGGGAGACGGAUCUCUGAUGCAUUGUAAGAGUUUGUAUCAUGUAAGAUUAUAUGUUUUGCAUCUAGUACGUAGUAAUUCGUUGCUCCGGACCUUGAGCAAGACAGGGGAGGAGGAGGUGAUCAAGAGUUUCCUGUUCAAUUGCCAAGAGUGCGGGUAAACAAUUAUAAAUUAGUCUUGUAAUUUAUCAAAAUUAAUUAAAUAGCUCUUUGAUUAUUGUUGAUCA